CUCAUUUCUCUGCAACACAUUUCAGCUGUCGAAAACACAUGGGAGGAGUCAUGGCUAUUCAGUUUUGUAGCGAUUGUGGAGAUACACUGCCAAUAUCUAUGGAUCAAAUGGUCAAGUGCGACUGCUGCAAGAUGAUCAACAAGAAUCAAUUGCUGUCGAAAACGACGAUAUCGACAACAAGCAAUUUCCCUUCACUUCUUCGCGAAAAGCUCACUUCGAAAACUCAAGCCCUUACAGCCGAUGUCGUCCAAGACUCUAAACAACGGACUGAAAAGCUUUGCCCAGACUGCAAUAAGGAGGAGUUGACAUUUUCGCAGGCGCAGACAAGAGGCGCUGAUGAAGGAAGUACCAUAUUUUACUUCUGUUUGAAUUGUGGACAUCGAUCGAAAGAGGAUAACUAGGCAUGAGAGGGUCAAAAGUGGGAGAUGUAGAUGUCCAAACUGCGCAUACUAUUAUCUGUCCUACAUGUAUGAACAAAACGUCGGUGAAUAAAUCUUAGUUGAGCAUGACGCUCCUAUAUCGCCUCGCACCUCCUUGCCAACAAUACUUUACCUUCGCCAUGGCUUGUUCAAUCUAAUAUUCUGUCUUUAGCAUUCAUAACUAAUAGAGUUGAAGUUUGGGGAUAUUGUUCCGAUUUGUGACGAGAUGGGUAGAUUGAUUGAAGGGAGGAGCAAGGUUUUACUUGACGCCAAACACAAGGGGGUGGUUACUUAGUACUUUGCGGCGGGUGGUGAAUAUCAUGGUUCUAGGC
Pseudogymnoascus destructans is the source of this 751-nucleotide messenger RNA. RefSeq lists its product as uncharacterized. Gene Ontology annotation, molecular function: nucleic acid binding; DNA-directed RNA polymerase activity; zinc ion binding. The record is from RefSeq and is a predicted model, not a curated record. The transcript has 5 exons. Gene Ontology annotation, cellular component: RNA polymerase I complex. Lineage: Eukaryota; Fungi; Ascomycota; Leotiomycetes; Thelebolales; Thelebolaceae. The coding region runs from base 39 to 401 and encodes 120 amino acids. Gene Ontology annotation, biological process: termination of RNA polymerase I transcription; DNA-templated transcription.